AGAGAGGUCCUAUCAAGUCAACCUCUUCAAGCAAUCUUCGGUCAUUGAUUCGAUGUGGCAAAUUCUCUUUUGGGGGUUUACGUGUUAGUUCAUGAUUAGCCAAGAAAUAACACUGAAUAUGGGGUUCAGAAGUCUGUGAUCUGUUUGAGGAGAAAUAAUUUUCAUUUCUUACCGACAUAUUGAUCAAUCGCAAACAGCUUCGUGUGGCAUAUCAUGGCCAGAAAACUUGUAUGUUUCUUGUUGGUUCAAAUCGUCAUGACGACGAGUGCUACUGCGAACGCUUCCGAGGUCACACUCCCUGGCUACGUCGUUACUCGCAAUCGAAGCACUAGCAACAUUUAUUGUCAAUCCAACGAAACAGUGUCGCUCGUAGCAUUUUGCUACUCCAUCUACGGAGAACUGGAAGACUUCUCACCGACCGCGCCGUGGUCACAUCGUAUCCCAUUUACCCCUGCCCAGCUCGGCACCGAAUUCUGGCUCAUUUCCCGUCCCAACCAGCGGCCAACCAUGAUACUGGAUCUGAACAACAAGACUGCACUCAACAAUGCAUCUAUGAAUCUUUACGGAAAAGUUUACAUACUAGUGCACGGCUGGCACUUCGGCAGUUCUUCAUCGGAAAACUGGACUGAGCGGCUGACGAGCGAGCUGAUGAGUGCUGACAGCUCCAACGAUGUGGUAGAAGUGAAAUGGACCAAGGGCGCCAGAGGGUUCUAUCCUCAGGCUGUUGCGAACGUCAGGGUUGUGGCUCGACAGCUCGCGUUCUUCAUCAACAGCUUGCAGGUAGUCCAAAACAUCUCUGGUCACAGCUUCCACCUGAUAGGACACAGUCUGGGGGCGCACGUGUGUGGCAUCGCCGGGACUUUUCUACAGCAGCGAUAUGGCAUCACUAUCGAAAGGAUCACGGGUCUUGACCCAGCACAACCGGGGUUCAAGACUGAAGAGAGUCUAACUCGACUUGACCAAAGUGACGCAUCCUUCGUGGAUGUCAUCCACACCGACACGGAUAACUACUAUGGCAUCCCCAUAAACCUUGGUAUGAAAGACCCAAUUGGACAUCUGGAUUUCUACCCCAACGGAGGUGGACCGCAGCCUGGUUGUUUGGGAGAACGACCAGGGUGUUCGCACUCUCGCGCUCACGAACUAUUCAUUGAGUCGGUUAGGCAAGAGUGCUCCUUCGUGGCCGUACGCUGUUCCACAAAAGAAAUGUUCUUCAAGGGUGAAUGUUGGGGAUGCAAAGCACCUCACGAGUGCUCAGAUAUGGGGCUCAUGGCCGUGCCUACGGAAGUGCCUGUUAACUCAAAAUUCUUGCUACUAACGCGCGGUUCUUCUCCGUACUGUGACUACCACUAUCUGGUCUCCAUCACCCUGGGCAACAUCAACGGCUGGGAAAUCAAACUUCGUUCCCUUGCCAUCAUUGGCUCUUCUGGCACCUCCGACUACAUAGGCCUCACAAGCGCACCUGAAUACUCCACGGCAGGAUCUGUACAUCGUUAUGUGGUGCUUGCAAGAAGCUUAGGACAACUUCGUUUGGUCACCGUCUCCCUCACGUACCGCCGACUUUCUGCCUCUGAUGUUUCCAUGGGGUUACGGGAGUCCCGCCUGUUCCUCAGCAAAGUUUCAGUGCAGAUGCUCGGCUCCGAGUCAUUAACCGAAUUUUGUUUCAAUGGUUCAUCGGGCGAGAGGAACGUCCAGCAUGUCACCUUGACAGCCGAUGAAAUAUGUUCAUCGACUACGGAAACAGUGUUGCCACCAGCAACAACAACAGGAUUGGCUGCAACACCACUGCCACUAGUUGGAGCUGCCACAGCCCCGGUGACAACCUCCUCUUCAGUGCCACAAGCUGGAGCAGCCACAAUAGGUGUAGCACCGACGGCAGGAGCAGUAGGUACAAAAUCUUGAGUAAAAGAAAUUGUAGACCUCCUAACAACAACAGAACUGGUGUUAGAUCCACUGCAUUUGUACAACCGCUAUCACUAGCGACAAAUGUAACAGACCUUGAAGCAACAACGUUAGUUCCCGAAGCCGCGACACCUACAUCAGUACCAUGGCAAAAAGCCUCAAAUAAAAUCUUACCUGCAGCCGCUACAGUGACAUUCGUGCUACCAACACCAGCACCAUAAGCUUCAGUAGAUACUCCGGUAGCAGCAGCACCGACAGAGAAGUUCACAACAUUUGCCGGUGCUAUAAGGUCUUCAUCAGAUGAGAUGAUUGCACUUCAAUCACAAGCACGAGCAGCAACUGCCCCUGCAGUAACAACAGUGAUAGCAUUAACAGUGGCACCGCCCUUAACAUCACGGCCAAGAGUCUCAGAUAGAACUCUACCUGCAGUAUCGAACAUGAGGUCCAAUUUUUGUCAGCCCGAAAUAGCAGGUAAAUUAAUUCAAAUUGUUGGACUCGCUUUUCGUGAACAAAAUAAUCCUUCCAAAAUAUACCAUGUAACUCGUUUAGACAUAAUUUGAUCAUACAACAAAUCACCUGCAAAAUACAGCACCAAAUAUGUUGUUGUGUGAAAAAAUCAGUAUCAUUACUGAUAUAUGAUUAUUCUCUUAUUCUAAUGCUUUUCAGUCAACAACUGUAUGUUCUAUGAUUUCGCUCUAUGAAAAUAUUUUACAAUAAUAUUCAUCUAAAUUAUAAUUUUUAAUUAAUAGGGAAAAAUAGUGAACAUCGUCGUAAUGUUAGAGGUGGAAAAAUGCCCUGACCAGAAUUUAAUUACUGCAGUCAACACCCGAAGUAUUGAAUCAGUUCCAUAAGUGAUAGGGAUCACUAUUUCCAUAGACUGAUUAUUAUGUAUAUAAUUAAUGUUUCUUUCAUGUCAUUUGUCCAAUUUGAU
Hyalella azteca is the source of this 2830-nucleotide messenger RNA. RefSeq names its product pancreatic lipase-related protein 2. The record is from RefSeq and is a predicted model, not a curated record. NCBI's taxonomy places the organism in Eukaryota, Metazoa, Arthropoda, Malacostraca, Amphipoda, Hyalellidae. Gene Ontology annotation, biological process: lipid metabolic process. Bases 214 to 1899 code for a protein of 561 amino acids. The transcript is spliced from 12 exons. Gene Ontology annotation, molecular function: lipase activity.